Molecule: messenger RNA, 2304 nt
Organism: Chrysoperla carnea
Lineage: Eukaryota; Metazoa; Arthropoda; Insecta; Neuroptera; Chrysopidae
Product: reticulon-4-interacting protein 1, mitochondrial-like
Exons: 7
Coding region: 163-1635 (490 amino acids)
Cellular component (GO): mitochondrion
Molecular function (GO): oxidoreductase activity
Source: RefSeq, a predicted model, not a curated record
UAAAUAAACAAUUAAAAUCAAAACUUUAUCAAUGCAUUAUUACAACAAUAUAGCUGGCCUAAUUCUAAUUAAAAGUGACCUUUGAAGUAUCGUUUUAAAAAUAGACCGAGCAAUUCGUUAAUGCAGUAGUAAAAGAAAAUCAUGUAGUAAUUUAUUGAAAUUAUGGACGAAUUGUCAUUUCGAAUAUCACGAUUAUUGGAAACUUUACAAGUACGAUUAGCAUUAACCAGCGAACGAAGUAAAGCUAUUAUACAACAUGGGUCAGAGGUCGCGCACGAGAAAUUUGUAAUAUUUUGGAAUAGUGAAAAUGUAACAGUAAUUAAGUUACAUGUGAACGAAUUUCAAGAAAAGAUUUUAGAUGGAUUACAACAAUGUCAAAUAUCCUUAAAUGAAUUCUUUCAAUCACCGAUUGAAACUAUUUCAAGUUUAGUACAAUUUAUCAAAGAUGGAGAUAUAACUGUAAAUAGAUAUAGUUUUGCUGCUGGAAUACUAGUAGGAUUGUUUAUUGGUAUUUUAAUUGGUUCUAAAUUUCAAACACCGCCAAUAUGUUUGAAACUAAUGAAGUCUGUUGUUUGUUCUGGAUACAAUGGUAUUGAUAGAAUUGCCUUUGUGGACGAUAUUAUUUUACCUGCUGUCUCCCGUCCAGAUCAAGUUUUAGUUCAAGUAAAAUCUGCUUCAAUUCAUGACGUUGAUUUUCAAAUUUGUAAUGGAUAUGGUCGUUACAUUAGGAAAUGUUUAGCCACCUAUUAUGACAAUAAAAAAACUGUAUUCCCCAUUAUAUUGGGUCGAUCUUGCUCAGGUGUUGUUCUCGAUAUUGGUUGUCGAGUCAACAAAGUGGAAAUCGGUGAUGAAGUAUGGGUGACAUCACCAGUAUGGUGUCCUGGCACAAUUAGUGAAGUACAUUUAACAAGAGAGUGUUUUGUUGGUAAAAAACCAACAAAAAUUAGCUUUGAAGGUGCGGCUAGUCUGUCAUAUGCAGGUUGUAUCGCCCUAGAAUGUUUAGAUAAUAUUGGACUGAAUGAAAAAAGUGCCUUUGGAAAAAAGGUAUUCAUUGAAAAUUGUUGUACACCAGAAGGAUGUGUACUAACACAAGUCCUUAAAUCAUGGGGAGCAAUAUUAACCACAUCAAGUAGUAGUCGAGCUGCUCCUGUUUCCAAAGCGAUGGGAAGUAGUGAUAAUAUCGUUUAUACUCCAAAAGAUGAUGAGAAAAUUUCUUUGGAUGAUUUCGAAUUAAAAUUAUUAUUAAAGUCAUUAGAAUUAAAAGAACCACAAUUUGAUAUAAUUUUUAUAACAAAAAAUAGAACAAUAAGUAAAUCACAUUUAAAAAAAUAUUUAAAUAAAAAAAAUGGAAAAAUUGUUAGUACAUUGCCUAAAAUAUAUUAUUCAGAUUAUUGUUCAUCGAUAUUCAGUUAUUUUGUAUGUUUUACAUUGAAAGUACAAUACUUUAUACAGAAUGUUAUAUUUACGCCGAAAUAUACAGAAACAAGAAUGCUGGAUAUGUUACAUGAACUUGUGGAAAAUGAACAUUUACAAUCGGUUGUUGAUCAUAUAUAUCCAGCACAAAAUAUUGAACUUGCAAUCACUCAUAAAAUGUCCACUGAUGCAAUUGGUAAUACAAUCCUUAAAUUUACGUAACACAUCCAUUUUGUUUGUGAUGUAACCAAUUUUGUAGUACAAAUUAUUAUGUUUUAUUUUCGGUGCAGUUCUCUCCUUUCAUUCAUAAAUCCAUGAAUGACAUACUUCCAUACUUCAUCUAACUUAUUAUAAAAAUAGUUGAAUACUAAUCAAUUACCAUUAAAGAUUUGUAUCCACGAUUAUUGUACCCGAUUCAAGUAUAUGAUUGAAUUGACUUGGAUCAUAAUAAAAACAAAAAACAACGUGAUCGAAUAGCUUCAAGAUCGUCUGUCACAUCGCCUGAACCAUCGAAAUUAUUCAUUCAUGAUAAAUUUCAUUAACAUGGGAAAUUAUUUGUGAAAAUAUGUACCUACAUUUUGAUAAAUGUCCAGACUUCAUCAAGUUUAUUUGAAACUAUUGGAAUACAGUGAAACCUCGAUAACUCGAACCUCGUUAAGUCGUAAUUCUCAGUAUUCUCAUUUCUGGGGUAUUAAUAGUACAUAUUUACACUCUGUAACUCGAAUUCAAAAAAUCAGACUCCGUAAGUCGCAGUUAGUAAAAUAUAAUGACUUGAAAAUAUGUAUUUGAAAAUCACGCCUUUCUAAGUCGAAAUAUUAACAAUUAAACCCUCUGUAUUUCGAACUUGUUAAUAGGGAAUAUUCAUGUAUUUUUUUUAUAUUUUUAAUUCAU